Mycetomoellerius zeteki is the source of this 1662-nucleotide messenger RNA. RefSeq lists its product as uncharacterized. Bases 1 to 1662 code for a protein of 553 amino acids. Lineage: Eukaryota; Metazoa; Arthropoda; Insecta; Hymenoptera; Formicidae. The transcript has a single exon. The record is from RefSeq and is a predicted model, not a curated record.
AUGCACAGAUUGAAGAACGAUAUCAUCGCUAUGGAAACUAAACUCGGCUGGACUUUAAUAGGAAAAGUCCCCGACGAGCGACAAGAAGACACUGCCUUGAUGAUCUCCGCGAUUUUCUCCUCAGAAGCAAGUCCAGAAAACAUGUGGAGUCUCGACGUUCUCGGCAUCGAAGAUCCAAUUCAAAAGUUAUCAAAAGAAGAACACCACAGAGAAAUUCUGAUAAAAUUUCAAGAAACUACUAAGAUCAAUUCGGCAGGGAAGUAUGAAGUGAUCCUUCUCUGGAAGGAGAACCACCCUCCACUCUAUGAAAAUCGAGAAGUAGCAGAGAAAAGACUAGAGAACACCCUAAAGAGGUUACGCGAUCAAAAUUUACUUUAUGAAUACGAGAAAAUCUUCGAUGAGUGGUUGAAAGAAGACAUCAUAGAAGUAGUUCCGGAAGCAGAAACGAGUAAUUCAAGCUUCUACUUACCACAUCGACCCUUUAUCAAGGAAGGAAGUACAACUCGUAUUCGACCGGUCUUCGAUGCAUCAGUUCAAGGAAAAGAUCAACCAUCUCUAAACCAGUGCCUAGAAACCGGACCAAACCUUAUAGAACUCAUUCCAUCGCUGCUCUCACGAUUUAGAGAGAACAAGAUUGGCCUUAUUGCUGAUAUACGGAAAGCAUUUUUACAAAUCAGCGUAGCAUCCAAGAAGCGCGACGUCAUGAGAUUCUUGUGGAAAAGAUCGCAAGGCCCGGACGAGUUUGUAAUAUAUCGACAUUGUCGAGUAGUCUUUGGAAUCGCCAGCAACCCUUUUUUACUAGGGGCUACUAUUGAUCUUCAUUUAAAACAAACAUUAAAAGAAGCCGAAGGUACCCACGAGAAGAGCAUCAUCCAGUACGAGAAGAGCAUCAUCCAAAAAUUGAAACGGUCCUUCUACGUGGACAAUUGUGUUACCAGCACUCAUUCUGAAGAAGAAGCGAUAUUAUUUAAAGAGAAAGCAACUUCAAUUCUGGCUAAAGGUGGCUUCGACUUAAGAGGGUGGCAAUAUUCGAACAAACUAGGUCCCAACAAGGAGAUUCCAGUACUGGGACUGUUUUGGAACGUCAGAGAAGACAUGUUGAUGUUAUCGCCUACAACAUUGUCACAGAAAACUCCAGUCAAGGUUACAAAACGAGAAAUUCUAUCAUUUACACAAAAAAUAUUUGACCCUCUUGGAGUAACAUGCCCAGUACAAUUCAAGCCUAAAUUGCUCCUUAAGAGAUUGUGGAACAAGAAUACCGACUGGGAUGUAGAAGUCGAGAACAACGACAAAGAAGCCUUCCAGCAAUGGCAACAAGAGUUAGAACAUUUACGUCACCUGAAGAUCCCAAGAUGGGCCUUAAAGAAUAGCGAAACCUUAUCCCUACAUCUUUUUGUAGAUGCAAGUCAGACAGCUUAUGGGGCGGUAAUCUUCGCUAGAAUCGAGCACAACAGCGAGAUAGAAGUGCACUUCAUACAAGCCAAAUCCCGAAUAGCUCCGAAAGAAAAAGCAACAAUCCCAAGAUUGGAACUAUUAAGCGCCUCGAUAGGAGCCAGGUUAAUGAACAACGUGGCCAAUGCCUUGAACAAUUCAGAGAUCAAACAAUACAGUUGGACGGAUUCGUCGACGGUCUUGGCAUGGAUACAGAGAGAGACACAAUGA